GUCUAAAUAAACUGAUUAUGAGCAGCUAAACCAACAGCUUUGAAUUAGCUUCUGGUUUACAUUCAUCAUGGAGGAGAGCAAGCUUUUUUUCAGCCUGGACCACCUUGAUGAAGGUCCCUCUGUUGUCUUUUCCAAAGACAAACCACAAACCCUGGAGUGUCAGCAUGAUGUCAGUGUAAGGAUGACUCUAGACCUGAACCAAAGCCCCCGCUCUCAACCCCUCUACCUGCCUCACUCUCCUUCAUCUCCAGGCUCUUUAUCUGAUUUGACAGCAUCAUCAGCAGACCUCCUCAUCUCCACCGGGUUGGUAAAAUCCUCCUCCACAGACUUGAAACCAAAGGAGAGCAGUACUCUGAGAGGUAAGCCUCUCCUCAGCCUGGUCAAGUCCUUCAGUACAGAGAUCUCGCGCCGGGGUGAGCCUGAGAACAAUCUCUCAAAGUCUGAUUCAAAGCUGCAUUUGCAUCCCUGGAAGCAGGUUACUCAUCCAAAGAUCCCGGAAUAUGGACCUGUAGCAGGGACGCUGAGCAAAACUGAGGACUUCGUAUGUCCUCUGUCCACCUGCAGCAUCUCUCCAUCAGAGCCACGAGGCAGCUCCCUGAUUGCUGAGCUGGAGGACACCAGGAGGAAGUUUUCAGAGGCCAUGCAGGAUCCAUUGAGCAUGCUGAGUAGGAUCAUGGGGGACGAGAGCUCUGGGAGCCCCAAACAUGGUAGAGGGUUUGGUACAGGAGAGACUCCAGCCUUCCAGUGUAGCAGUGAAAGAGACGGCAGCAGUGAUGAUCCAGAUCUGAGGUGUAGAAAAAGAACAGACAAUGAGAACCGAGCCGUGUGUGAUGCUCCACUCAAAAAACUCCAAAAAGAUAUACUGAUGCAAUCUUCAGUCUUCUCAAAACAAAACGCCCAAAACGGUGACAAGCAUCUUGAAAUCUGUACCUAUGGGGAUGUAAUCCAAGUGGGGGAGCCUCAGAAUAGAUCCACAGGGAAACUUCCUAGGACUUACCCCACAUCUCCAGCGUCUUUCACAGGAUCAUCAAUGCCUUUUUAUUGGCUCAUCCCAGUAAGUCUGCUGGCUUACGGGUUCUUUGUUCUCCCUCUGUCUCCAUAUUUAACUGGUCUGUCCAUGGGGAUUGCAUGUGGCUUUAUAUUAGGCUUGUUGGUGGUCUUCUGGUUUUCUCCUGGACAUACCCGCAGCAAACAGGGGGCUCAAAGGAGGUCCAAAACCAUGAAAGUGGAUCCAUCGGAUGAAAAGCGCAUGGAUACAGAGAUCAUUGAGAGCUGGAUGAAUGAGGCCCACAGCUACGACCCUGAUACCUUCCACCCUUCCAUGAUGCACUCAGUCUAUGUGACGCUGGAUGGCAAGCAGCUGCACCUUGCACACCCCCAUGCUAACAUCCCCCGGUGGGCAGCUUUUGAUGAGCCGAAUCACGAGGUCAUGUUUUCGAUCACCUGUACUUACCAGCUGGCUAACAGUAAGGUGUCUCUGGUCCCUCCCGGUUUAGCUCGUAAGAGAAUUUGGAACAAGAAGUACCCCAUCUGUAUCACUCUGGCUGAAGGAGAGCUGGGAGAGGAGAGCCUACCGGAAGGGCAAAAGGAGGAUGAAACAGUAGAAAACUCCACCAUUCCCAGCCAGCAGUCUCCUGCCACUCUGUAUCUGUUUGGCCGCACAGGAAGAGAGAAAGAGGAGUGGUUUCAACACCUUCUCUCGGCCUCGAAGGCUGCAGCCCAAAACCAACCAGAUGCAGAGGAAAAUGCAGAAGCUCAGAGUGGAGGAGAAGCUGUUAAGGAAGACACAGAAGAGAUGCCCGACUCGUCACUUAAAACAAGAACACUGUUGGACUACAGCAGCUACAUGAUGCAGCUGAUUGACUCAGAUCGAUCCAGUCCCACCACCGUCAGUGCUGACAAAGGAAGCCCCUCAGCUGGCAAAAAGAGCUCUGCUGAAGAUCAUGUUUCUGGGGGUGAAGCUGGAAGUGAUUGCAGAGGAGUAACCGAGUCGGGCGGGUGCUCCACAGAUGGCCAGCCCGCAUGGAUAAAUUCCUUGGUGGGGAGGAUUUUCUGGGACUUCCUCAGAGAGAAGUACUGGACCGAUCAGGUGGCUCACAAAAUCCAGAAGAAACUCAGCAAGAUUAAGCUGCCUUAUUUCAUGAAUGAGCUGACCCUGGCUGAUCUGGACAUGGGGAGCUGCCUUCCUCAGGUUUUAAGCAAAUCAAAACCUACAUUGGACCGUAGAGGUUUGUGGCUGGACCUGGAGCUGGUGUACACAGGCUGCCUUCAGAUGACCCUGGAGACUAAGAUGAACCUGGAUAAGCUGGGAAAAGAGGGAGAGGAAGAAGCUCACAUUUCUGAAAACCUGCAAAUGGGCUCUAAGCCUAAGCUGUGUAUAUUGGUAGACAGCGAUGAAGAGUCCUCCAGUGCUGCGUCUUCUGAUGAAGAGGAAACACCCCUAUCUGAUCCACAGAGUUCACUGGUUGAUAAGAAUGCUCCUAUAGGAGCUGAUGGGCAUGCAGGUGGUCGUAGAGGCAGGAAAAUCCUGAGAUUUGUGGACAAGAUAACAAAAUCCAAAUACUUCCAAAAGGCCACAGAAAAUGAGUACAUCAAGAAGAAAAUAGCUGAGGUCUCCAACAUGCCCCUAAUACUCAGUGUGGAAGUCCUGGAGCUUUCUGGAUCACUGACCAUCAACAUACCCCCUCCUCCUACUGAUAGGAUAUGGUACAGUUUCCGAGUGCCUCCAAGGUUAGACCUCUAUGUACGCCCCAUGCUGGGUGAGAGGGAAGUUACCUUCACUCAUGUGACAGAGUGGAUUGAGAAAAAACUGCAGUGUGAGUUCCAGAAAAUAUUCGUCAUGCCCAACAUGGAUGAUUUAUAUCUGCCCCUGAUGACAUCAGGCCUGGAAAACCCACCUGCAUCCCAUCGGUCCUCUGUGAUUUCCUCUUCCCACCAGUCUUCCAUGGAGUCACAGGAAUAUGUGUCAGAAUAGCGCCCCCUGUGGCUGCAGAGCUUGUUUUUUGUUGAACAAAGCAAGAUGUCUUGGAUCCGUUGUGAUGAAACUAUGACAAACUAUUCGCGUGCUGCAGCUUUAGCCAACUUUAAUGACCAUGUGAUUACGAAGGACAGAUUCCUUCUGAAACCACAAUGAACUCAAACUGUGAGCUUGGGAACGUCGGAAAUGUAGGGGCCUGUGAAUGAGGGGCCCCUACAGGGAAUUUAAUCACUGAUAUUAAAUUGACGACUUGCUACAUUGA
Messenger RNA from Cyprinodon tularosa, 3239 nucleotides. RefSeq names its product testis-expressed protein 2-like. Bases 68 to 2974 code for a protein of 968 amino acids. The record is from RefSeq and is a predicted model, not a curated record. Gene Ontology annotation, molecular function: lipid binding. The transcript is spliced from 11 exons. Lineage: Eukaryota; Metazoa; Chordata; Actinopteri; Cyprinodontiformes; Cyprinodontidae. Gene Ontology annotation, cellular component: endoplasmic reticulum.